Aspergillus wentii DTO 134E9 is the source of this 1830-nucleotide messenger RNA. RefSeq names its product DUF4246 domain-containing protein. The record is from RefSeq and is a predicted model, not a curated record. The coding region runs from base 1 to 1830 and encodes 609 amino acids. The transcript is spliced from 5 exons. Lineage: Eukaryota; Fungi; Ascomycota; Eurotiomycetes; Eurotiales; Aspergillaceae.
AUGUCGUUUCAAUUUGUGAUCACCACAUCAGCUUCGGCUCCCCAGUCAAGCUCCCCUACAGAGCCCCCCAAGUCUCAAUCGACACGGUAUGACUUGCCUGGGUAUACUCUACCUCUAAAUUUUACACCCUCAAGUAAAAAGCGAGCUGAAACGUUAUUUGAUAAUGUCUUGGACCCUGACCGAAUUGAAGACACUGGGUCCGAAAAGACUCUCUGGGAAAUAUUCAUGAUGCAAAUGAUGAAUGCGAUCACCGAUAAGCCAGAAUGGCAUAAGAAGGUUUUUGAUGAGAACAUCACAUCCAAAUGGAAGCAAGAGAUAGCCGAUAGUGGCAGGGAUCUCACGCCAGAGAUGAUCGAUUAUGUCAUUGACGAGUUAAAGUACAAUUCAAAAGCAUUCCAGGAGACUGGCAUUAUAAGUGCUUUCGACGGUGAGGUGGUCAAGUCCGACACUGCUAUCUCAGAAGAACUUCGACAUGCCCUCAAGGAAGCAGUACGGCCCCUUGAGGAAAUUCCCGAAGACCAAAAGGACUAUCAUCCUUCGUCUGACGAUAAGGUUGUUGACUUGGUACACCCAUCCCUGUUCCCUCUCGUAUACGGCCGCAGUCGGAUCCUCAAAGACACCGUUACCGGACUAGAUGACUUUCUGAAUCGCUCGGGACAGGGCGAGACUCUUGCUGUUCCCCCAGAAAAGGACGCCUGGAUAGGUUACGGUAACUAUCUAUCCAGGGGUAGGUCGCGAACACCCUACAGCCGGAAGUUCCAAUGGCUGCCUUGCGAUGUGGAAUUGGAUGACAAUGACGGAUGUCGCAUUGCAUCUUACAUUAACAAUCUACGUCCGGACAAGCAUUCAAAUCUAUAUGAGAUCAUUCAGAAGAUCAUUUCACAGACAAUUCCGCUGUGGAACAAGACUCUGACGCCAUUAAUGGAUGAUCCUCACAAUCGAAUUAACUAUUCGAAGGUUGUUUACCUCCCAGGUUCAACUCCCAAGCCCAAGCAAGAACCCGGUGAAAGUGAGGACGACUAUUGGGAUCGUGAAUGGGAAUGGGAAACAUCUAGGCCUGUGAAAGCGCCUCAUGUUGGUAAAUUCAGGCCCCCGAUAGUCUUUUCAGAAGAUGAAAACGUGAACCUACACCGCUCCUUCCGGGAAAAAGGUUUGCAGGUGAUAGUUAAAUUGGCCAACAUCGAAUUGACUCCAGAGAAGCCAUCGUAUGCAGGAGGCUCGUGGCAUAUUGAGGGGCAAAUGAACGAGCACAUCUGCGCCAGCGCAAUUUACUAUUACGACAGUGAAAACAUCACCUCAAGCACCCUCUCCUUUCGACAGCGGGUACGCACAUCUGAAAUCUCAACGGAGGUUAGCUAUGAACAAGGCCAUAAUCGCUGGUUAAAACAAGUCUACGGCUGCAGCAAUUACGGCCCCGUCACGCAAGACCUAGGCAGUGUCUCCUGCAACGAAGGCCGUCUCAUCACCUUCCCCAACAUCCUCCAACACCGCGUCUCGCCCUUUGAAUUGGCCGAUCCCUCGAAACCAGGCCAUCGCAAGAUCCUCGCUCUCUUUCUCGUCGACCCGCAUAUCCGCAUCACUUCUACCGCCAACAUCCCGCCCCAGAGAGCGGACUGGUUCGAGGAAAAGGUGAAUAUUCGACGGGACCUGCUGGAGAAGAGACUACCUCCUGAGUUGCAGAAUAUGGUCCUUGAGAAUCUGGAUAACUUUCCCAUCACAAUGGAUGAAGCUAAAGAGCUUCGACUGGAGCUUAUGGGAGAGAGGUCGGCGAUUUCUGACCAGCAUAAUGAGCUCUUCGCGGAGGGACAGUUUUCUCUUUGUGAGCAUUGA